AGAGAGAGAGAGAGAGGAGCAAACUGCUCUCCGUGAUGACAGCUGAUCAUACCGAGCCACCGGGACCACCGAGGACCUUUCUUACUGUCAACAUGUUUUAUUGACCUUCACUGUUAGAAUAAAGAAUCGAGUUCCUGGAAUAAUGACGCGCCUGCGCUCAGAUCCUCAGCUGAAGGGAGAGUAGACGCUCAGGAAAAAAGUUGCGACCAACCAACCAACCAACCAACCAACCACAUCAUCACCAGGCUGAAAGAAGUUGGAUAUCUAGUCUGACUGGACCAAUCCCACAUUUUUCACACUUUAUAGGUUAUGAGUGAUGGAAGCAGGAUCGGUGGUGCGUGCCAUCUUUGAGUUCCUCCCGAGCGUCUCCGAGGAGCUGCCACUCUUCACCGGUGAUGUCAUCGAGGUGCUCAGUGUCGUGGAUGAGUUCUGGUUGCUUGGCAACAAAGAUGGCGUCACAGGUCAGUUUCCCAGCACCUUUGUGGAGGAGAUUACCAUCCCCAGCACCAAACCUGGAGACAGACUCUACGUGUGCAUCAAUGAUUUCAGCUCAGCAGAGCCGGGCAACCUGUCCCUGAAGAGAGGUGAUGUGGUGGUCGGAGAGGACCUGAAAGAAACCUGGCAGCGUGGUUGUAAUGCCUGGGGCGUCCGCGGUCUCUUCCCCACAUCAUGUGUGAAGGAGCUGACCCUCUCUGGACGUUCCAGGCAGCUGUCUGAGCGCUCGGCUCAGGCCCAGGCUUCAGAGCUCCCGCCUUACGCCCUGGGCCAAGCCCGGGCCCUCAUGAGCCUCCACGCGCAGCUCAACGAGGAGCUGGACUUCCGCGAGGGGGACUUGAUCAUCAUCACCGGCCUGCCCGAGCCGGGCUGGUUCCAGGGGGAGCUGGAUGGCCGCAGGGGAAUCUUCCCAGAGGGGUUCGUGGAGCUCGAGGGAUCCCUCCGAUCUCCUCAGGAGCCCCUGGACUAUACUGGACAGUAUUUGAACAGUGACUCCGAACAAUUAAGCUACGAGGACUCUUACGACGCAGGGGAGGGGACAGAAGAGGAAAGUGUAGAAGAAGGAGAGGUGUUUAUGAGAGAGGAAGAGGAGCAGAAGGAGGCUGUAGUAGAAGAAGAAGAUGAAGAGGAAGAGGACGGUGUCUAUGUAGUGGCGCUGUAUGAGUUUCGGGCCAUGGAACCAGGCGAGUUGGACUUUGACAUGGGGGAUCGCAUACGUCUUCUAAACACUUUGGAAGACGGAUGGCUGGAGGGGGAGCUGCGAGGGCGACGCGGCAUUUUUCCUCAUCGAUUUGUCAAAAUGGAAGACGACGGGCAGAAAACUGCAGAGGAAGCAAAUGCUGUUGAACCAGAAGAAGACAAGGAGACUUCUGAAUGUCCCAAUGGGUCAGAGGAGGAGCCUGAAUGGAGGACGUAUGAGGAUCACACAGUGUGGGACCUGGACUACUUUGAGAGGACUGAGGAGCAGAGGUGGCAGAGUGAAAACAAAAGCACAGGAGCUCAAACUAAUAGAGGACAGAGAGAUGGGGGUAGCAGACCCAACUCUCAGCCACGUAGACCUGUCGCCCCGGUACAGAGGGGGCCCGAGAGACCCAAAUCCAGUCCUCCAGCAAGGCCCAGACUGCCAUCUCGGCCUAGCCUGCCUGCACGCAGCCAUAGGCACCACGGCCCAUCGUCUGGUGCAAAUCGGUCCAGCUAUACUAACGGUCACACCCGAUCCUUACAGCCCAAACUAAGUCAUAGCCUAACCCUCCCUAGCACUCAUUCUGGUUGGUCUAAAAACUACCAGAGGCCACCGAAGGAUGGCGCCACCACCAGUAAGAGGAGUGGGAGUCUUAGUCAGGCGUUAUUUAACCUCGCUGAGGCCCAGAAGAAGCUAACUCGCCACGGUAGUGUCAGCGAUGCUGAUAUGAUGAUGGGCAGCGCUGAGGCACGGCAGCGUUCCCAGCAGACAGUGCGUGGCUCCAACGGUAUGAUGCCCACAUCCAUCACCUUAGAUGCCUUAGGCGGCAACCUGGAGGCCAAGCUAUCCCAGCAGCUUUUUGAAUUUGACAAAAGCUUGACUUCUUCAUACAGUGAUACUAACAUGAGCUCUGGUGCUUCCGCAGGCGACCUGAGCCAGCAAUCCCGUAUCGCACGCCAUUAUUCUAUUAUGGACUUCAGCGAUGAAAGCGAUAUCAUGCGAGGCUCCUCGCAUUCACCGUUGGCCCACCUUUUGCAGUCGAACUCUGCCUCUUCGUCGCUAGAGAGGCGCAGGACCCUUCGCCCUCCCCCUCCUCGUCCAAGAGCCCAUCGCCUCUCUGCAACACCUGCGUACAAGCCAGCCCGCCCUGCUCCGCGUCCACCUCCUCGCUGCCCGAGACAAAACACUGCCCCUCCGAACAUCUUCUACACCCCUGACGAACCAGCUGUAAACCUCCUCGACCAAAUAACAGAAGGGCAGGUUGAGUUCGGUGACCUCGCGGCCGCCCAGGAAGAUGAAAUCCAACGCCAGCUGGAAGCGGAGAAGGAGCUGGAGAGAGAGAUGGAGCUGGAGAGUGAGAUACAGAAGGAAGAGGAGGAAAGGUACCAGCUGCUGCUACGGCUACAAGAGGUGGAGCACGACAUGGAGGCGUAUGCACACACAGCGGAGGAGCUCAGGACCAUGUUGGAGGAGGAGGAGGAUGAGACGGCCCGCAUGCAAGCCAUGGAGAAUCUGGAGUUCUGCAACUACACGCUGGAGACGCUGGCCCUGGAGCAGCUGCAGCUACAAGAGAUGACGCUCCUGUCGUCCCAACCCAAAACCCUGGACUCCACCCCGACCUCGGACUCCUCCCCUGCCGCCGGUACCGAGGAUCCGGAGCUGAGGAUGAUGGAGAAGAGGGCAAAGGUCAUCGAGGAGCUGCUGCAGACGGAGAAGGACUACAUCAAAGACCUGCAGAUGUGUGUCGAGGAGAUCGUCGAGCCGCUGCAGAAGAAGCAGGUGAAGAAUGUGGACUUUGACGGGCUCUUCGGCAACAUCGGCUCUGUGAUCGACCUGUCACAGCGCCUGUUUGAAACACUGCAGGACACCGACUCUAUAGGAACGGUAUUUCUGGGCUUCAAAGCUGAGCUGGAAGAGGUGUACAAGAUCUACUGCCAGAACCACGACGAUGCCAUCUCUCUGCUGGAGAGCUACGAGAAGGACGAAAACAUCCAGUGCCACGUGUUGGAGUGUCUGGAGAGACUCAGGGGGAAAACAAACUACAUCAACCUGGGCUCUUUCUUAAUCAAGCCGGUGCAGCGGGUGAUGCGUUACCCGCUGCUGCUGAUGGAGCUGCUGGGCGCCACGCCGGAGAGCCACCAUGACCGGCCCCAGCUCACUGAGGCCCUGCUGGCCAUCAAAGAGAUCAACGUAAACAUCAACGAGUACAAGCGCAGGAAGGACCUCGUGGUGAAAUACAGGAAAGGCGACGAGGACACGUUCAUUGACAAGAUCUCCAAGCUGAGCAUGCACUCCAUUAUUAAGAAAUCCAACCGCGUCAGCAGCCACCUCAAACAGCUCACAGGGAUCUCACCCCAGAUUAAAGAUGAAGCGUUUGACGAGGCCGAGAAGAAGUUCAGGCUGCAGGAGAGACUCAUCAAGUCUUUUAUCAGGGACAUUUCCUUGUACCUGCAACAUAUAAGGGAAUCAGCAUCUGUAAAGGUCUUGGCAGCCAUCAGUUUCUGUGACAUCUACACGGAGCGCAGCGUCCUCGACCCCGAGCGCUUCCAUAAAGCUCACCGCUGCAUCAGCGACACGCAGUUCACACAGUUUAAGGAGCGCACGGAGGCCUUAGUCAUCGACCCGCUCAACCAGCUCCUCCUCAUGUUCGCCGGGCCGCACAAACUCAUCCAGAAACGCUUCGACAAACUGCUGGACUACGACAACUGCAAGGAGCGCGCCGACCGCCUCAAGGACCGCCGCGUCCAGGACGAGCUGCAGGCGGCGCGCAACAACUACGAGGCGCUCAACGCCCAGCUUCUGGACGAGCUGCCCAAGUUCCACGGCGGGGCGGAGGAUCUGUUUACUGGCUGCGUGAGGGCCUUCGCUCAAUCCCAGAAGGACUUCAUGAGGACGACGCUGGGGGAGCUGAAGCCCCUCCUACAGGCUUUUUCUAGUAAAGCUGGCACCGAGGGCAACCUGAUCUCUAAGUUUCAAGACGAGUACGGUCGAGUUCUCCAACUUCUGCAGAGCUUCAGCUUCUGCCCGGAGAACCUUCCUCUGGCCACCUCCACGAAAAAGACCUUCGAGAAGAAGACUAUGGAGAAGCAGACGUCGAAAAAGCAACUGCAGGCACCUCCCAACCACAUCAUGCAGACAGAUGAGCACCGUGCAGGACUUCUGGUACGCUACGGUCCCGAGAAACUCUUCCAGGCAGAGAGAAACUUCAAUGCGGCCCAGGAUUUGGACGUCUCGAUGCUGGAGGGAGACCUGGUGGGUGUCAUCAAGCAGCAGGACCCCAUGGGUAGCCACAACCGCUGGCUGAUUGAUACUGGAGUUGGCAAGGGUUUUGUGUACAGCUCCUUCCUCAAACCCUACAACCCACGCAGGAGCCAUUCAGACGUGUCCAUCGAGAGCCAGUCGUCUAAUGAGUCCGGCUACGGCGGCUCCUCGCCCGUUUUCUCCCGCCAAAACAGCAACAGCACGCUGACCUUUAACCAGGACACGGCCACCGUCAGCUUUUCCACGUCGCAGCCCCAAACUCAAUCGUCGCCACACCCUUCGCUGGACUCCGCGUCAUCUCGUAGGAGUCACCACAGAGACGUGCCUAACCUCGACUCCGCCAGUCAGAGCAACUCCAUAAACUCCUCCCCCAGAAAUCCCUCACACCGGAGGGAAUACUCCGACCACCGAAACUCCUCCAGUCACAGAGACGCCGAGCCUUCUUACCGGCAUUCAGGCAGAGACACGUACGACGCGAGUUAUGGAAGUCCGAGCAGCCACAAGGAGACGUCAGACCUCUCGGAGACAGACUCUUAUUCUUCACUCAGAAACAAUCGGUCGCAGCGGUAUGGACACACGGACAAAACCUACAGCUCAUACCAGUGCAGAAAUGGAGAUAAUGGUGGCCAGAAGAGGACCGCGUACUCUAGAGAUGAGUACAUCGAGCCGGAGCCGGAGCCAGAGCCAGAACUAGAACCAGAACCAGAACAAGAAGACGAGAGUGAAGUAGAUGGUCAUCAGAUUUACUACGCUCUCUACUCCUUCGAUGCCCGCUGUGCCAACGAACUGACCAUCUCAGCCAAUCAGCGGCUGCGGAUACUGGAGUUCAAGGACAUGAACGGCAACAGUGACUGGUGGCUGGGGGAGGCAGAAGGCCGCCAAGGCUACGUGCCUUCCAACUACAUCCGCAAAUCAGAAUACACAUGAACAAUAGUUUCAUCCUGAGACUGUACUUGGACCUGAAGGAGGCUCACUCUGCGAGCAGACAGAACAAAAAGACAAACAAAGCGUUUUGAUCUGUUGUGAGAAGGACUGACUAUUGUUGCUCCUAAAAGUUAGCAUUAUAUGCCUAUAUUUAUAGACUUUUUAUAUUAUUUUUACUUACUGGAAGCUGCACCCGACUCCCUUUUUGUUUCCAGUGAAAAACCUGUGAAUUGCACCAGAUAGUUUUUGCCAUAAUCUCCGGUGCUGAAGACAAUGAAUUGUAUGUUUAAGAGAACAGCGUUGGGAGAUUGCAAUGGAAAUGUGAAUGUUUUGGGUGCCUCUAAACAAACACCAAGUGGUAUGCAGACGGACUGACCUAAACACUGUGUUAACGACUCUUUUUUUCCUGCAUGUGGUUUAUUACAUCACUAGAAUCAAUAUUAGAUGCAUCUAUACCAUACUGAUCAACAAAUCAAGGUUUGAGGCACUUAUGAUGAUGAUUAUCCACCGGUUGCAAGUGUUGAAGUGUCUGUGGAGCCAGGAUCAAACAGAAUUUGGAGUGUUGUAUGAAAUUAAUACGGAGUAUUUUAAUUAAAUCCAAGGACAAAGUUGAAUGACAUACAUGGUUUACAAACACUCCCCUUGUCAAUAACCUGAAUACACUCUUAACUGGGUUGACACUGUGCAAACAGGUGAUGACCCAGUUUCCCUGUAAGAGGAGGUGAACCAACAGGGAGAGAGAAGUCUGAUCUCCACAUACUCCCUAUGUACAUUAUAUAUAUAGUGCUGUUUAUUGAAAAUAUGCUAUUGCACCCACUGUAAAGUGAUCACUGUUUGAAUAAAAAACAGCUCAGCUGAUAAAUCAUGA
Sebastes umbrosus (honeycomb rockfish) is the source of this 6230-nucleotide messenger RNA. Its product is annotated as dynamin binding protein. The record is from RefSeq and is a predicted model, not a curated record. The transcript has 16 exons. Gene Ontology annotation, molecular function: protein binding; guanyl-nucleotide exchange factor activity. The coding region runs from base 317 to 5365 and encodes 1682 amino acids. Gene Ontology annotation, cellular component: cytoplasm. Gene Ontology annotation, biological process: intracellular signal transduction. NCBI's taxonomy places the organism in Eukaryota, Metazoa, Chordata, Actinopteri, Perciformes, Sebastidae.